This is a messenger RNA of Mesorhabditis belari, 855 nucleotides long. NCBI's taxonomy places the organism in Eukaryota, Metazoa, Nematoda, Chromadorea, Rhabditida, Rhabditidae. The record is from the annotation of a GenBank genome assembly.
AUGGAAAUGGCACGAUCAAAGUCAAUCAUUCGACAAGAGUCCGGCCCAACCCCGCUUGAUUCUCCGUGUUCAUCGAUUCGAUCAAGAACCUCUUCAUGUUCUCGAUCACCCGCUCAAUCCACCGGAAAUCAGGCAAAGUUGAUCACGGUUGAGUCGAUCUCUCCACCGGAUCGAAAUGUGAGCUCUUUUAUGCGACGUCGCCUCUCGCAGCCACACUCACAAUCACUCGAUUCAGCGCUCGUUUGCCGUUCCGAAGCCUAUCGCAUCCUCGAGUUUUUGCACUGUGGCAGCGAAGAGAUGGGCUCAAAUCUCGAAUAUCUCUGCAAAAAUCGGAUUCGAUACAUUGUGAAUCUCACCGGAGUCGAGCGACGAAAAAUCGUUGCGGGAGCGGAUUGUUUGUGUGGUCAAAAGGCCUUUCACUCACCCACCGAGAUCACCAUUUCUGUUGACGAUUUCACAACGUCUGAAACAAUUUGCUCAAACUUUCCCACUGUGAACAAGUUCAUUGCCGAAGCGAGGACGAAAGGAGCUCAUGUGUUAUUAUAUUCAAAAGAUGGUCGAAAUGGAUGUCAAGCAAUGGCUCUUCAAUAUAUAAUGUUUUAUCAUAAAAUGUCACUCGACUACGCUUUGAGAUAUUUUCGAACAGUAUAUCCCGAUGGAGUUAUUCUCAGCAAGAAUUUCGAGGCCUCUUUACGACUCUGGGAGAAUAAAUUGGAGCAAACGGUAAUUGAAACAACGGAAAAACGGGAAAUUCACUCGGCGAAUCUCCGGCGACAAAAUUGGGCGAGUGUGAGGGAGGGAAGAGGCGGAAGGCCGAUGAGCGUUGAUGCCACAUCGGUUAGAUUGGCAUGGCAA